AUGAGCGCCGCGACGAGCGUUCGCUCCGGGGGUUCCCCCGUCGGAGUGCCGGUGACGGCGGCGGCGCCCUCCGGCGAUCCGUCGACGCCACCCGCGCAGCCGGAUGACUACGAUCGUGACGAAGACGCCGUGCCGCACGGCUACGCGCACGAUGACGUCGAGAUAGAAGACGACGACGAUGACGACGUGGACGUGGAGGAAGACGGCGCCGACGUGGACGCGGAGGCGGAGACGGCGGCGUCGCCCGCGCAGGCGCCGCCGCCCCCGCCGGGACUCGAAUCGCUGCCCUGGGGUCUGCCGCCGCUCGCCUGGCUGCCAGCCUACCGCGCCGCACACACUAUAUCACCUGAGUCAGUUGUGCUCGAUUCUGGAAUCGACUCUGCCAGUACCCGUCGUGAACUCGUUCUUCUAGUGGGGCGCACAGUUGCAGACUGGCGCGGUUGGCAGCGACUGACCGCCGGCCCCCGCUGUGUUGCAGAGGUGCUGCUGGGGGGCGGCGAGGUGCCGCGGCUGCCGGGGGGCGGCGCGUUGGCGCACCACCACCCCCACCCGCCCCCGCCGCCCGUGCGCUGCACGCUCCGCAAGCACAAGCCCAACCGCAAGCCGCGCACGCCCUUCACGACGCAGCAGCUGCUGUCGCUCGAGAAGAAGUUCCGUGAGAAGCAGUACCUGUCCAUCGCCGAGCGCGCAGAGUUCUCCUCCUCGCUGCACCUCACCGAGACGCAGGUGAAGAUCUGGUUCCAGAACCGCAGGGCGAAGGCGAAGCGACUGCAGGAGGCGGAGAUCGAGAAGCUGCGGCUGUCGGCGCGGCCGCUGCUGCCGCCGUCGUUCGCGCUCUUCGGCCCUCCGCCCCCGCACGCGCCACACGCCCCGUUCUUCGCUGCGGCCGCGAUGGCGGCUGCGGCGGCGGCGGCCGGGGCCGGAGGCGGCGCCGGCGUCGGCGGGGGCGUCGGUGGGGGCGGCGCGAUGCUGCGGCCGCCGCACGCGCCCGGGCUCGGGGGCGGCAUCUUCGGGACGCAGCCGCACUGA
Schistocerca cancellata (South American locust) is the source of this 1029-nucleotide messenger RNA. RefSeq names its product muscle segmentation homeobox-like. Gene Ontology annotation, cellular component: nucleus. Gene Ontology annotation, molecular function: RNA polymerase II transcription regulatory region sequence-specific DNA binding; DNA-binding transcription factor activity, RNA polymerase II-specific. Gene Ontology annotation, biological process: regulation of transcription by RNA polymerase II; embryonic morphogenesis. The transcript is spliced from 5 exons. NCBI's taxonomy places the organism in Eukaryota, Metazoa, Arthropoda, Insecta, Orthoptera, Acrididae. The coding region runs from base 1 to 1029 and encodes 342 amino acids. The record is from RefSeq and is a predicted model, not a curated record.